AUUUUUUGAUGGAGGAAAUAACCACAGAAGAGCAGAAGAAAUAUUGGGAUAUUUUUAUUUCUUUGAACCCAAUAAAUGGAUAUUUAAGUGGAGAUCAAGCAGCAAAAGUUUUAAGAAAUUCCAAAUUAUCAAAUGAAAAGCUUGAAAAGAUAUGGAAUUUGGCGGAUAUUGAUAAAGAUGGAAAUCUUGAUUUUGAAGAAUUUUGUAUUUCAAUGAGGUUAAUUUUUGAUGUUAUUAACAAAGUUUAUUUGGAGGUCCCCUCACGGCUUCCUGACUUUUUAAUUCCAACAUCCAAGGCUCAUCUUAUUGUUGCUCAAGAAGCAAUUUAUGAAAAUGAACAAAAUGCUCAUUUAAUGCAGAAAACAAAUAAAACAAAAAUAUUGAGUGAUAACUUUGACUGGUAUAUACAGCCAUCCGAUAAGCAAAAUUAUGAAGCAAUUUAUUCAUCUAACGCAGAUUUAUAUGGAAAUAUCUCAUUUAAUACUCUUAGGAAUUUUUAUGCAAUUUUAGAUAUAUCAGAAGAAGAACUUCGAAACGCAUGGAAACUUGUAAAUCCUAAGAUGAAGGAAACGAUUGAAAAAGAUCAAGCAUUUUACUUUCUUCAUAUUUUAAACCAAAGAAACAAAGGCAUUCGAGUGCCAAGUGUUGUUCCAGCCAAUUUAAGAGCAACUUUUGAAAAGAAUCCAGUGGACUAUAAUAUAAAUGAAGUGUCUUCUUACAAAAAUGAUCAUAAAAAUGCAAUUUUUCCUCAGUCUUCAAAACAUACAAGUCCUGUGAAAAAAUAUGAUAGUUCUAAAGAAAUGCAUGCCACAUAUGUCGAAGACAGCAACAUGGACGGAAUAAGACAAAAGAGACAAGAAAUACAUUAUCAAGGAAAAAAAUAUAGGUCAGACGGUUCAGAUGAACAUAUAUCACACAAUAUUAUUCUUGCCGAGCUGGAACAGAUGCUUGAAUUUAAAAAAAAUGAACUAAAGCUAUUAAAAGAAGGAAACAUUAAAUCUGUCACGGGAAUGAAUGAUCUAGAAAGUGUUCAAUCUGACGUUCUAGUAAUGAAGCAGCAAAUUGAUAACCUUGGUUCAUAUUUGAUAAAGAAAACAGAUGAACUUCAGAAAUUGCGUAGUGAUAUUAGACAAGAAACAUGAAAUUCUUUAUCGCAUUGGUACUUUUAAAAUGUUGUAUUUUUUUUCUUUUUUUCAAAAUCGAACACGACUUAUUGUUUAUGGAUUAAUGAUGUUUAUUUUAUUAAUCAGGAGGUUCCUGCUCCAAUUGUUCAUUUUCAUUAUUAUCAGAGCUUUUUGAUGCAUCUUCUUUAUUUUCUGCUUCUGAACUUGAAGGCUGAUUUAAUACAUUAGCUCCAACCGUUGUACGACUACAUUUUAUUUAAUAAAAUAAGUAUGUAUAGUGUACAUACCAUAUUGCACAUGUAUUGUUGAUUUUUAGCCAUGGUAUGAUACAAUUAUCAUGACUAAAAUUAUUAAUAUUUUCUUUGUGAAUAUAAGACCUACAAAUAAUGUUUACAAGGUAAUGUAAUAUAUAUUUCUUUAGGUUGAUAAACUUCUUUACAGAUUACGCAAUCAUGUAAAUCUAAUUCCCAUUAGCCUUAUCUAAAAUGCCACUGUCUAUUUAAAAUACCUUCUUCUUCGACCACCAUCCUGGGCAAAGCAUUAAUCACUUCUUCUGAAGCGGGCGGUGGUGCAUUGGUUGAUGGAUGUUGUUCCAUCAGCUGUGUUAUAAUAUUAUCAAAAGUUGUCGAUGACUAAAUAACCCCAUUAAAAUAUAAUAUUUUUUUAAAACAAUCCUACCCAAACAUAAUCUCCUGGGUUCCUCAUGGAAAAAAUACUUGAAAAAAAUCUACCUAAAGGCCCUGCUGGUAUUCCUUCCUCGGAAAGUCCAGUUCCAAAAGCAUUUUCUAAAAAACUUUCCAAAUCAUGAACAGGAAUUGCUCGUGCACGAGUGCUUUCUUGAGUUUCUUCAGUUGUAUUUUCGGAACCUUGUCUUGUUUCUUCUUGACCCGAAGGAUAAUUCGACCAUACAAAUGAUCUUUGAAAGACAAAGUUACCUGGACGAUGCCGAUUUCCCCCUUCCGUAUUUGUUUCUUCAUGAGCUUGCGAUUCUUGAUUAUCUGAUGUUUCGUGUAAUGCGAUAUCUACUGUCGCAGUAUUUCCAAUAAUGCUUGAAAGAAUAUUUUGAAGCAUAUUUUCAAACUGAGUUGACAAAGGAGGUGGUGACGUAUUAUCAGUCUCACUAGGUGUUGCAUUGGCUGAAGUAUCUGGUGCUGUCUCUGAUACUGUUCCUGGUAAUGUUUCUGUCGAAAUCACGUUUUCUGAGGUUCCUGAGCAGGUUGAUCUAUUUGAACAAACUGCCACAGGUCGAUGACCAAAAGACCAUGACCAACCCAUCAUUCUUGGUCUUGAACGAACGAAUUGUCGGGGAUCGUCGCUUGUUUCAAUCUGUACAAUUAGCUAUGUAUAAUUCAUGAAGAAAAAUGAAUCAAUAAAUCAAGACUCAUCUAUAAAGUUAGAUUUUCAUGUAAAUUGUAGCUAUUCAAAUACACCAAAACAGAAAUUUCCAGAUAUAUGCGCUAUAUAUGCGUCAUAUAUGUGUCUUAUAUGAAUCAUAUUCCCUCUUUUAUACAAACCGUUGAUGCUUAUAACCUCUUUUCUUUUUCUUUUUUAGUAUUCAGC
Molecule: messenger RNA, 2684 nt
Organism: Pneumocystis murina B123
Lineage: Eukaryota; Fungi; Ascomycota; Pneumocystomycetes; Pneumocystales; Pneumocystaceae
Exons: 7
Coding region: 9-1142 (377 amino acids)
Biological process (GO): endocytosis; actin filament organization; endosomal transport
Cellular component (GO): actin cortical patch; nucleus; mating projection tip
Molecular function (GO): protein binding; calcium ion binding
Source: RefSeq, a predicted model, not a curated record